Messenger RNA from Ostertagia ostertagi, 393 nucleotides. Lineage: Eukaryota; Metazoa; Nematoda; Chromadorea; Rhabditida; Trichostrongylidae. The record is from the annotation of a GenBank genome assembly.
AUGAAGCAUGCCCUGUUUUCAGAACAACUCGGGGAAAGCUCUACUCGCUCGAUGAUACUUCAAGAAGAAAUGGACUACUAUAGUCGGAGACCUCGCCUCGGACGAUUCGAGCCUGGCCACUUCACUACGCCUACACGGCUGAGGAUCGAGUGCCGCUCAGAAGGAGGCGACAAGAACAUUCUUGCCACAAAUACCUCUGCAGGAUGUGAAAUUGGAAAGAUUGUAUGGGAUGACGAGUGUACGGCCGGAAGUAGUCCAAUAGCCACUUGCGAAUUAGACUCGAGAUUUUGUGAGGUACCGGGUCACAUGAGGUGCAUGGACAAUGUAGUCUGCGACAUCGCGGAUGACUGUCCGAACGGAAAGGACGAAGAAUCAUGUGGUAGGUCAUCCUGA